GAUGCCGUUAAAUCGUAACAAGACGGAUGCCAAAAAAAGGAGCCAUAUACGAUAACAUAUAGAUAUAGACGAUAACACAGAUAUCCAACCGAGAUACAGCAUCAUCCGACGUCGCAAUGGCCGCCGAUCCAAAGAACUUUUACCCUGCCCUCAAGCGGAGCACAACCCCCACGGCCUCCGGCUCCGAUGUCGUGGCGUACACGUCCGAUGCUGGACCCGGGCGUCCCAUCCUCACGCUGAUCCACGGCUACCCCCAGUCAUCCCUGAUCUGGCGCCACAUCGUUCCGGAGCUCAUCGGCAAGGUCUCACUCUUCAUCCCCGAGCUGCCAGGCUACGGGAUCAGCACCCCGCCAAACAGCCACACCAAGCUCGACGUGGGGCGCGCGCUGCUCGAAUCCCUCCGCGCCGCGUUCGCCAUCGACAAGUCCAGCAGCCGCGGCCUGAUCGUGGGCGGACACGACCGCGGCGCGCGGGUCGCGCACCGCCUCGCCGCGUCCCAGGACGCGCUGUUCCCCGCCGACGGCGGGCUGAGCCUCCUGGGCGCCGUGCUGCUGGACAUCGUGCCGACCAAGGUGCAGUGGGAGGCGUUUGCGGACCCGGCCGUGUCGCGCGGCUACUUCCACUGGCCGCUGCUGGCCAACGUCGCGCUCGCCGUGCCCGUGCUGCAGGCGUACGGGGGCGCGCGCUGGUGCCGCGGCUCGCACGCGCUCAUCGCCGGCUCCAACGAGGCCGGCCGCGCGAGGAUCGCCGCCGACGGCGCCAUCGACGUGCACGCGGGCUUCUUCGAGAGCGAGGAGGUGCUGCGCGCGACCUGCGAGGAUUACGCGGCCGGGUCCAACGAGGACGUCGUCGAGCAGGUCCGGGACCAAAAGGCCGGCCGCAAGAUCACCGUGCCGACCUUGGUCAUGUUCUCGGCCGAGAAGCUAGGCGCCAGGUUGGACGUGGCUGAGAUUUGGAGGGAUUGGAUCGCCGAAGGGGUGGAUUACACCCCAGUGGCUGUCGGCGAUGGGUAUGGGCAUUAUCUGCCAGAGGAGGCCAGUGAUGUUGUCGCGCAGAAGAUCAACGAGUUCCUGGACAAGUUCUAAGUGCCUUUGGUGGUUGAAGACUCGAUGUAUAGACAAAGGCCAUCUUUUCGCCAAGAGGCGGGGAAUGCUUUCUUCACGUCAGUCACUGCUUGCCUAAUUUUAGUUAAUCAAGACUUGCUCAACAUGCAUGAUCUCUCCACAUUCCUGUGCUUUCCCGUCGCCCAGGAACCAUGCAUCAAAUCAUCA
Molecule: messenger RNA, 1271 nt
Organism: Pyricularia oryzae 70-15
Lineage: Eukaryota; Fungi; Ascomycota; Sordariomycetes; Magnaporthales; Pyriculariaceae
Product: alpha/beta hydrolase
Exons: 3
Coding region: 117-1085 (322 amino acids)
Molecular function (GO): catalytic activity
Source: RefSeq, a predicted model, not a curated record